UCUACCAAAAUUUAUCUAAAAUCAUGUACGGUGUACAUAGUUCAUAGUUCAUGUUGUAUUAAAACUCUAGUCAGAAUACUCGUAUUUUUUUUUUGCUUUGAAUGUUUAUUGUUCAAUUGUCUCAUGUUAGAAUAAUGAUUUAAAGGAACUGUCAACGUAAUGUUAAAUGAUCCUCAAUUUAAACAGGAGCAGUCUGAUUCACAAUUAGGAACCGUUAAACCUUCAUCCGAGCAAGAAUGAUGUCUUCUAUCUCAAAAUUGAUCUAAGUGGCUUCUCUACAAAAGUGACUCUAUGUACUUGAGCGAAGACAAAUAAAAUUUUCCUAAUUCAACAUUUUUCACUGAAGUAAAACGAAACUAUCUUAUUCAGAGUUGAUUAGAUCAAGUUUUGAUUUGAUUUUAAGGAACUAAUGUAAAUCUGACAAAUCUUAAAAUGAAGAAUCGCUUGAAAAGAAGUGUACAGUCCCUUUAACUCCGAUAUAUUUUUAUUUCAGACGAAAAUGGGCAAAAAAGAAAAAAUGAAAGAAAAGAUGGUUUCUAGAAUUCCUCUUCCCUCAAACCCAAAAGUUGAGAAAGAAGAGGAAGAAGAACCCAAGUUAGAUCCUAUGAUGGAGAAAAUUUUAGAAAAUUUCAAGGAUCUGUGUGGAGUAAAGAAAGGCGGGCUCUGGGAGGAUUUUAUUAAAGUUUUAGUUCCAACAGUUAAACACCCAUCACAGUUCAGCGUGGAACUGGAUGCAGAGCUGGAUGAUGAUAAAUACAUGAAAGAAGAAAACAAUAUUAUUGUGCACACUAAACCAAACAUAGAUUCACAGGAGGACUUCAGUGCCGCAGCCCCGUCCGUUAUUAAAGAAAGAAUCGGAAAGAAUAAAGCUAAAUUGUUAAGAAAAGAAGAAAGGGAGAAAACUAAAGGUAAGGAUUGGUUUGGACUACCUGCCCUUGAGUUGACCGAUGAAAGACGACAGGAUCUUGAACUACUGCAGAUGAGAGGGGCUCUAGAUCCUAAACGAUUCUACAAAAAGAGUGAUUUGAAAAACCUUCCAAAAUAUUUCCAAAUCGGAACCGUUGUAGACUCUCCAUACGACUUCUACAGUGAUAGAAUACCUAAAAAGGACCGUAAGCGGACUAUGGUAGAUGAACUGCUAGCGGAUGCUGAGUUUAAGCGGUACAACAAGCGGAAGUAUGUUCAGAUUAUAGAGGACAAGGCCAGGAAGGAUAAACGGUUUAACAAGAAGAAGAAGAAGUCCUCAGCUUAAACCCACCACAGAUCAAAUAUUUUUUUAUUUUUAACUUUUUUCAGAAAA
Molecule: messenger RNA, 1300 nt
Organism: Eurytemora carolleeae
Lineage: Eukaryota; Metazoa; Arthropoda; Copepoda; Calanoida; Temoridae
Product: deoxynucleotidyltransferase terminal-interacting protein 2
Exons: 8
Coding region: 500-1252 (250 amino acids)
Biological process (GO): RNA processing
Cellular component (GO): nucleolus
Molecular function (GO): RNA binding
Source: RefSeq, a predicted model, not a curated record